AUGAGUGAAACUACUGAUUGGGACAGUGUUACUGUAAUUCGAAAACGUGCUGAGCAUGCCAAAGUCACUAAAGGUGACGCUGCGAUUAACGCAGCUCGUCGCGCGGGUGCCGUUGUUGGGAUAGAACGUAAAGUUGCUGGUGGAACUAAUAAAGGUCAUUCUAGCACCGAUCAUCAAAAGAUUGCCAAACUUGAUCGGGAGAAUGAGGUUGCACCACCACCAAAGAUUAGUUUGUCGGUUGGAAAAGCCAUUCAACAAGCUAGACAAGCUAAAGGUCUUACUCAAAAGGACCUAGGCCAGAAGAUUAAUGAAAAAGCAAAUAUUAUUAAUGAUUAUGAAAUGGGUCGCACUAUCCCAAACCAACAAGUUCUUUCAAAACUGGAGCGGGUGCUAGGCAUCAAACUACGCGUUGGUGAACCUCUUCACUCUAAAUGA
Molecule: messenger RNA, 435 nt
Organism: Racocetra persica
Lineage: Eukaryota; Fungi; Glomeromycota; Glomeromycetes; Diversisporales; Gigasporaceae
Source: the annotation of a GenBank genome assembly